Molecule: messenger RNA, 480 nt
Organism: Microthlaspi erraticum
Lineage: Eukaryota; Viridiplantae; Streptophyta; Magnoliopsida; Brassicales; Brassicaceae
Source: the annotation of a GenBank genome assembly
AUGGGAAUGCCUUCAGACUUUGGGGUGAGCCCGAAAGGUCUGAGGACUGAAGGACGAAAUCGAGCGGUCUCGUCAUCACACGAGCCCGAGAAGACACUGAUCUCGUCAUCAUAUACGAAAUCAAGUGGUCUCGUCAUCACACGAGCCCGAGAAGACACCGAUCUCGUCAUCAUAUACGAAAUCGAGCGGUCUCGUCAUCACACGAGCCCGAGAAGACACCGAUCUCGUCAUCAUAUACGAAAUCGAGCGGUCUCGUCAUCACACGAGCCCGAGAAGACACCGAUCUCGUCAUCAUAUACGAAAUCGAGUGGUUCUCCUUUGCAUUCGCCAUGGCCGAGAGAAAUGGACCGGAUAGGAUUUCUUCAAAUAUACUUGGGCCAAUUGAGAUUUUCUUUAACCGCAUCGAUUUUCUAUCCUGCCUUUAUCAUUCUCAAGUGGUUCCUGCUUUGUUCCUUCUGGUUUGGUAUGACUCUCCUUUGA